This is a messenger RNA of Cornus florida, 1565 nucleotides long. Its product is annotated as probable galacturonosyltransferase 6. The coding region runs from base 34 to 1218 and encodes 394 amino acids. The transcript is spliced from 6 exons. Lineage: Eukaryota; Viridiplantae; Streptophyta; Magnoliopsida; Cornales; Cornaceae. The record is from RefSeq and is a predicted model, not a curated record. Gene Ontology annotation, cellular component: Golgi apparatus.
AAGCUCCCUCCUUUUUGGAGAGGGAGAGAGUCAAUGUCGUCGUCUUCAUCCGUCUCUGGGUCCUCCCUUCAUAGAAGAACCGGUCAAUCUGCAAAUGACCCAGUAAUAUCUUCUGGGUCGCUCCGAUCAUCCGAAGACCAGGCUCCGAAACCACGACCCAUUGCUCAGUUCCUGGCAUUUGGAUUCAUCAUCUUCCUUUGCUUCCUACAGUUCCUCCCGGCUACCCAUUUUCGAGACCCAUCGGACCCUUUCAGAAAAUGGGUCCCUUUUAAUUCCAAUCUUUCCUCAUCUUCUACUGAAUCUAUGGCUUCAAGUAAUGAAAAUCCCAGUUACAUCAUUACAAACAGUGGAGAGGAUGGAAUGGUUCACAUUGUCUCAUAUAUGGACUGCCUGGAUCUUCGACUGCUUGUAGCUCUUGCUAACUCCACUUUAUCAAGCUCAAGAGAUCCAGAACGAAUUUCCUUCCAUUUCUUUAUCCCUAAAGGGUGUGAUGACAAAGUAUCAUAUUAUAAGCUGAAAGUGCUAUUUCCACAUUCAAACCUUGAAAUUCGUGGGCAGGAGGAAGUUAAAGAAGAAAUUAUGAAAGCUUAUCCUUUGGGAAAAUAUGAGGAGCCCCCUUUUGAUGAAAUUGCACCUUUUGUCAUCCCUAUUGUCCACCCUUCAUUGAGAAAGUUCAUAUAUGUCUCUCCAAAUUUAAUUAUGAAGGGAAGAGUUGAAGAACUGCUUGGAAUUGACUUGAGCAAUUAUGAUAUUGCAGCUGCUGAAGACUGCUCUAAAAGACUAUCUGCCUAUGUUAAUUUUGAUGUCUUAGAUGCCAUUCAUAGAUCAGCUGCAAAGCCUUGGGUAUCUGGGACACCUUACGCUAAAAAUGCUUGUUUGCCAGACUUAAGUCUGAUUCUGAUUGAUGCGACUAAACUGGACAAGGAUCUUGUGCAAGCCAUCCUUUGGUGGACUAAAGUUCUUAAUACUAGGGAAAGGAGCAGUCCAAAUCCGGCAGUUGCACUUGCACUUUACAAACGAUAUCUCAAACUUCCUAGCUCCUGGAUGGUUGGCAAUUUAGCAACAUCAGAGAUCAGUAAUGGAAGACUGGUUCUUCGGUAUGGUGGGAAUGGACGCGUUUGCUCUGAAUUCAGCAGCAGAACUAUUGAAAAAUCAGAUCUGGGGGAUUUGUGGAAGCAAUAUUUACCACCGAUGUCAGAUCAAAUACUGGGCCACUAGAGUUUCCAUUGCUUGCUGUGUGGAAUUUGCCUAACAGAUGAUGCUUAUGCUGCUCUCUGUAUAUUUUGUCCAGUCUAGGAUGUUACAGUUCAGUUUUCAUCUGUAUAAACCUUGUUUUCUGAUUGUGGUGUUCAUUGAUCAGACUGUUCUUGUUCCAAAUGUUAAGAUCACAGCUGUUUUUAUUCUCAUUAGUGUGUUUACAUUAAGCAAAUGUUAGCAAACCGAGGUUGAUUUAUUAGAGUUUUGGAUGUAUCCUUGUAAACAUAUUUUUUGAAAUUAGAAACAGCUGACACGAUGAUAUUUGCAAUGAAUCUUGAAGUGGACUAUUACAGUUCGGAUUCUUGUUA